Messenger RNA from Pogoniulus pusillus (Red-fronted tinkerbird), 5303 nucleotides. It is a transcript of the gene ITGA6, whose product is annotated as integrin subunit alpha 6. The record is from RefSeq and is a predicted model, not a curated record. Bases 1 to 3384 code for a protein of 1127 amino acids. Gene Ontology annotation, cellular component: integrin complex; external side of plasma membrane. NCBI's taxonomy places the organism in Eukaryota, Metazoa, Chordata, Aves, Piciformes, Lybiidae. Gene Ontology annotation, biological process: cell adhesion mediated by integrin; cell-cell adhesion; leukocyte migration. The transcript has 26 exons. Gene Ontology annotation, molecular function: integrin binding.
AUGGCGGCCGCGUUUCUCUUCUACCUGCCCCUCCUGCCAGGGCUGUCCGGCGCCUUCAACCUGGACACAGGCAACGUGAUCAGCCGGCGCGGGGAGCCGGGCAGCCUCUUCGGCUUCUCCCUGGCCAUGCACCGGCAGCUGCAGCCGCAGGAGAAGCGUCUACUACUGGUUGGAGCUCCUCGGGAAAAAGCCUUUCCAUCCCAACAAGCCAACAGAACCGGAGGCUUGUACAGCUGUGACAUCACAUCUCCAAAUACAGGCUGCACACGUGUUGUAUUUGAUGAGGAGACUGACCCGAAGAAGGAGAGUAAAGAAGAUCAAUGGAUGGGUGUAACUGUUCAGAGUCAGGGACCAGGAGGAAAUGUGGUGACAUGUGCGCAUCGCUAUGAGAAGCGGCAGUAUGUGAACACCGUGCAGGAGACCCGGGAUAUCAUUGGAAGGUGCUAUGUGCUGAGCCAGGAUCUCACCAUUAAGGAUGAUAUGGACAAUGGAGUGUGGAGUUUUUGUGAUGGUCGUUUGAGAGGCCAUGAGAAGUUUGGUUCCUGUCAGCAAGGUGUUGCUGCGACGUUUACUAGAGACUAUCAUUAUAUUGUGUUUGGUGCCCCAGGCACUUACAAUUGGAAAGGGGUGGUUCGUGCAGAGCAAAAGAACCAGACAUUUUAUGAUCUGGGUAUCUUUGAUGAUGGGCCUUAUGAAGUUGGUGAUGAGAGCCGCCAAGAUAAGAAUCUAGUUCCUGUUCCUGCUAACAGUUACUUAGGUCUUCUGUUUUUGACAGCUGUAUCUGAUAGUCAUCCAGAUCAGUUUGUAUACAAAACAUUGCCUCCUGGCAUACAAGUGGACAAAUCGGUGGAUGUAAUGAUGAAUAGCUACUUAGGUUUCUCUUUGGACUCUGGUAAAGGAAUUGUCUCCCAAGACGAGAUGACUUUUGUGUCUGGUGCCCCAAGAGCUAAUCACAGUGGAGCAGUUGUUUUACUGAAAAAAGAGAAGAAUCAGCGAGCGCUUUCACUGGAGCACAUGUUUGAAGGAGAAGGGCUGGCCUCCUCUUUUGGCUAUGAUGUUGCUGUUGUGGAUCUCAACAGUGAUGGAUGGCAAGACAUUGUUGUUGGAGCCCCACAGUAUUUUGACAGAAGUGGAGAUAUUGGUGGUGCUGUGUACGUCUACAUUAACCGUCAGGGCAGAUGGGAAGGAGUAAAACCUAUUCGCUUAAAUGGAACCACUGACUCCAUGUUUGGGCUUGCAGUUGAAAAUGUUGGGGACAUAAAUCAGGAUGGAUACCCAGAUAUUGCCGUAGGGGCUCCAUAUGAUGGCUACGGCAAAGUGUACAUUUAUCACGGAUCCAAGCAUGGAAUCAUUGAAAAACCAGCACAGAUUCUUGAUGGUGAAAAAACAGGCACUAAUUUCUUUGGCUACUCUAUUGCUGGAAACAUGGACCUGGAUAAAAAUUCCUACCCUGAUAUUGCUGUUGGUUCUCUUUCAGACUCUGUAUCUGUUUUCAGAUCUCGGCCUGUGAUAAGCAUCAGAAGAAGCAUUACAGUCCAGCCUGACAGAAUUGAUCUAAAGAACUCUGAAGACCCUAGUAAAAUAUGGCUGGAUGUGAAAGCAUGUUUUCAAUACACUGCAAACCCCAGUGACUUAAAUCCAAGAAUAAAGAUCAACUAUACCUUUGAAGCAGAAAAUGAGAGGAGGCAGUUAGGCCUGCCAUCCAGGGUGCAGUUUAGAGACCACCUGUCUGAUCAGUUCACUGCAAGUACAACCCUAAGGGGACAGAACUCAAAAGAGUGUGUGACAACCAAGCUUGUACUGCAGCCAGAAAAAAUUAAAGAUAAGCUGCGCCCCAUCCCAGUAUCAGUCAGUGUUAAAAUCGCUGGCCUGGAGUCCGGCACACUGCCUGUAAGAAAAGAGAGAGCACUUCCAGACCUUAUACCAAUUCUCAAUUCAAACGAAUCUGAAACAAAGACCACAAAAGUGGAGUUCUUAAAAGAAGGAUGUGGAGAAGACAACGAAUGCCACAGUAAUCUGAAACUUCAGUACCGGUUUUGCAGUAGAGAAGGAAACGAAGACAGGUUUACUUACUUACCCAUUGAAAAUGGCAUGCCAGUGCUGGUUCUGAAAGAUCAGAAAGAUAUUGCCCUGGAGAUAACAGUGACAAACAAUCCAUCUGAUACUAAAAAUCCACAAAAAGACGGUGAAGAUGCAUAUGAAGCUAAACUCAUUGCCACUUUUCCAGACAGUUUGACAUAUUCUGCAUUCAGGGAGAUGAAGGGUUAUCCUGAGAAACAGCUAACGUGUAGCGCUAACCAAAAUGGUUCUCAAGCGGAGUGUGAACUUGGAAAUCCUUUUAAAAGAAAUUCCAAUGUAACCUUUUAUCUCAUCUUAAGUACCACUAAAGUUAAUGUUGAUACAACAGACUUGGACGUUACUCUGAAGUUGGAAACGACAAGCACUCAAGUUAAUUCAACUCCAAUUACAGCUAGUGCUAAAGUGGUUCUUGAAUUGCUUUUAUCACUCACCGGAGUUGCUAAGCCAUCUCAGGUGUAUUUUGGAGGCAAGAUCGUUGGUGAGAGUGCUAUGAAAUCUGAAGACAAUAUUGGAAACCUCAUAGAGUAUGAAUUCAGAGUAACUAACCUGGGCAGACCACUGAAAACAUUUGGUACUGCUUCGCUGGACAUCCAGUGGCCAAAAGAGAUUAGUAAUGGCAAAUGGCUUCUUUAUUUAAUGAGCAUAGAUUCCAAAGAUUUGGAGAAAGUCUCCUGUCAACCUGAGAGUGAAAUCAACAGUCUGCACCUUGCGGAAUCCCAAAACUCAAGAAGGAAACGUGAGGUUGCAGAGAAACAGAUUACAGAUGGCAAGACACUUUCUUUAUUCUCAGAAAGAAAAUACAAGACCUUGGAUUGCAAUGUGAACGCACGCUGUGUGGACAUAAAAUGUCCCCUGAAGGGUUUAGAUAGCAAGGCAUCCAUUGUGCUGCGCUCCAGACUGUGGAACAGUACUUUCUUAGAAGAAUACUCCAAAAUGAACUACCUGGAUAUUCUUGUUCGGGCUUCUGUCAGUGUUCCUGCUGCAGCUAAGAAUGUUAAACUCACAAACGAAGCUGCUCAGGUCCGCGUUACUGUCUUCCCUGCAAAACCAGUAGCACUUUAUACAGGAGUACCUUGGUGGAUCAUCGCGGUGGCAAUUUUUGCUGGAAUACUGAUGCUCGCGCUGCUAGUACUCUUACUGUGGAAGUGUGGGUUCUUCCAGCGUUCCAGGUACGAACACAGUGUCCCCCGAUACCAUGCUGUAAGAAUCCGAAGAGAAGAGCGACAGAUCAAAGAUGGGGAAUGCAAAGACCUUGAGACAAAACAGUGGUUCACAAAAUGGAAUGAAAAUGAAAGUUAUUCUUAGGAAAAAAAGACUAUUUUAAUCUACAGAGUUCAGAUAGAGGUUAAGGUUUUAAUGAACGGAAUACUGAUGGAUGUAUACCUACAAACACUAUGGAAAUUCACCAUUUGAUUGUAGACAUCACGACUUCUGUUGAGGCUUUUGUUUGCACAGUUAGAAUUGCUUCAACAGACUUCACAUGCAUUAUUUCAUUUACAGACUGCCUCUUCCCCCCAUUCAAAACUAACUCACACUUUAGAAGAUACUGUGUUGAUUUGGGGUCUCUUCUGCAAAAUAUGCAAAACAAAAAGAAACAGCAGACCUUUUCCUGUGAUCCUAACCACCUUCCAUGCAAGGAAUGCAUAGUUAAGGUCAAGACAGGUUCUCCUUUCCUCAGUACCUACUCCACUAUAAACACACAGUGCCCUUAACAUGCUUUUGUUCAUGUAUAAUCUGAAGACCUGCAAAUCUACUUUAUUCACAGACUUUGCCUGCUGCAGUAGUUAACCCUAAGAAAAAAGCAUCAUCUUAAAUUACAUGUGCAAUAGGUCAUUUUGCUCCAUUUUAAAGAUCAGAUUGUGUGAUUCUUAUUCAAAACAAAUAUACACAGGUUUGUGGUUUGUUUUCUUUUAAAGAGAGGCUUGAAUAUUAGAUGUACUUUUUGUAUAUAUAUUUCAGUCAUUUUUGUAUUUAUUUUUGUUAUAAAUCAUGGUCUCUAACUGUCAGGCCAAAGACUUAACUGGACUUUCAAAUAAACUGUUUUUGAACUUCAGAUUGUGAGACCUGAGGUGGUCACUGCAUUUUAACAAGUCACUGCAGAUGCCAGUGCUUUCUAAAUAUGUAAAUAUUUAUUCCAGUGAUUUGUACAGGGGCUUUUUUUCUCCCUGAUACUUGUAGCUAUAUUGGAGGAAUUUGGUCUUGUAACAUGAUUUAUGUAUUAAUGCAGACUGUUUAAGGAUUUGGACACCGAGCAAAAAUAGUAUUUUUAGAUACACUUUUAUACUUACUGGAAGAAAGUGAGAGGUUCUCUGGAAACAGAUUUCCAGCUUCCUAAAGACUUUGUGUUUCGCAAAAGGCAUUGACUACUGCAGCUGUUAAAAAGCACUUGAAGGAGGCUAUAAAUGCCCAAAUUAACUACUACAGGGAUCUGAGCUGAUUCACGAUGAGACUACUGAAUUGUCUUGAAUACCUGAAUGUUGAUGAAAGUACAACCACAAUGUUGUGGUUAUCAGUAAUCUAGUUAUUGUAACAUAACUGAUAAAAAUAUUUAAAGAGUUUACUUUUGUUACCCAUGUUCUAAAGCAUUGGUACUAUUUAAGAAUGAAGAUUUAGUUCACACUUGUUUCAUGUGAAACAAUUCUGCUCAAAAAGUAUGUACAUUAAUUGCUAGUAAUUUGAACUAUGCAGAAACCUCUUGGUACUUUUUUCCCCUCAUAGGGUAAAAAUCUGCUAGGAGGGCAGUUGUCAAGUGUCUUAUUUUUAUUACUAAUUUUGAGCAUACCUUCUUGGAAGGUGUGGCCACCUAAAAAUUGCCAUUAUAGAAAGUGCAUUAAUUUAAUAGAGUCGGCUUCCUCCCACAAACUCAGUAUGUUGUGACUGUGAUUUUUAUGAACUCUUAACACAUUCAGCUCUAACUUGCUUUUGAGCUUUUAAAAUUGUAGCUUACUUCCUGAAAGGCUCAGAGCAGCAUCUGAAGCCAAGCUAAUCAAGGGCUAAAAAGCUUGACAAAUUGCCUUGGAUUUAAAAACAGACUGUGGUCCUCAUCCUAAUAACGUGAAUGUCUUAGCAGCAUUAAACUGAAAGUUCUUGAAAAAUAAGUCAUGUCACUGGUAUACCUUUAUCUCAAACAUUUUUUAUACCAGCUAGCAAUGCUACAUCAUUCCAUGAUUAGAAAUUACCUGUGGAUAUUUGUAUAGAGGUGAAAUAAAUCUUUUUUAAUUAAA